AAUGCAUGCAUCUCCUUAUGUGUCAUUCUUCCGAUUAACUUCUCGUGUAUAAAAACUCUUGCAGAUUAAUAUUGUUGAAAGGAAGACAAUUUAUAUGCAUAAAUUAGAUACCUUGUUUGAUAUAAAUAUGAUGGAUCAUGUCGAUAAAUCCUUUAACAUAGGUUUAUUCAUGAAUUUCGAUAAUGAGCUUACUUUCGAAAAUCAAGAGAAUAUAGAAAAGUGGUUUUUGCAAAAUUGUGAAGGCGAACGACUACACAUGUGAGCUCAUGGAAUUGGGGGUCUUUAUUAAAAUUGAUGAUUGCUAAAAAAUUUUGGCAAUGGUUAAGACCUAUGUUACACGGACUCUGGUGCGGGUACCGGGUGCGUAUCUAAGGGUCAGACACCUCAAAACUAAAAAUGAAUGAUACGUGGAUAUGGAUCCAAAUUUGGAUACGGAUACGGGGAUACGUCAAAUAAUUAUUUCUUAAAUAUAUAUUUUUUAUAAACAUGAGUUAAAAAGUUGACCCAAUAAUUUUUUUUCAUAUAAUUUAUGGACCAAACAUAUAAAUUAGCUAUAUAAUAGCCCAUGGUAUUAAAAGAUUUGUUGACCAAAAUUUUAAUAGGCUCAAAGUUUAGUAGGCCCAAAAUUUUACUUAUCUAGUUCAGCCCAAUUAUAUUUUUAUAAAAAGAAUAAAAUAGAGAGAUGAAAUAUAAUAAAUAAAGAAUAAAAGAGAGAGAGAGGGGGGCAGAUCAAAAGGCAGAUCUGGAAUAGAAGAGAGAGAGAGAGAGAGAGAGAGAGAGAGAGACGUGACAGAGAAAGAGAGAGGGGCUUACAGUUGUGCUCGUCGAAGACGAAGACGAAGUCGAAGUCAAAUGGCGCCAGACGAAGUUGAAGUCCACGAAGACAAAGUCGAAGGACGCGAGCUGGGGGAUCGAAGUCGGCGACAGAGGGAUCGAUGUCUUGCCCUUUCGAAGUUGGCAACAGGUGGCAUGCUGUUGCGUCAUGGACUUGGGAUGCACAAGAUGAAACAUGUGGAAUAUGUAGAUUGGCCUUUGAUGGUUGUUGUCCUGACUGUAAACACCCAGGGGAUGAUUGCCCACUAAUAUGGGGUGAAUGCAACCAUGCGUUUCAUCUUCAUUGCAUCUUAAAAUGGGUGAAUUCACAAACUCCUCAAGCACAUUGCCCUAUGUGCCGUAGAGAAUGGCAGUUUAAAGGAUGAAAUCAAACUGUUGAAUUUCUUUUUCCCCAGCCUCUCUCUCUCUCUCUCUCUCUCUCUCUCUCUCUCUCUCUCUCUCGCGUGUUCCUUUAUUUACUUUUUCUCUGUGGAUCAUGUUAAAGAAGCGUGACUUGGAGAUGAUUAGUGAUUUACUGAUCUUGAAAGUUGAUUUCGUACUCUUUUGCACCAACUUUUAGUGUUAUGCCAAUGUUCUAUAUUAGCUGGUGCUGUUUAUAUGUAACAGCUGGUGGGUUUAGCUCAUAACUGCUACCCCAAAAAAGCUGAAAGUUGUGUAUUUUCCGGCUACACAGAUAUGUGUUUGUUUCAAAUUAGAAAAGCUUACACGUAUGCACACAAUCGUGGUUGUUUAGACAUUUUGCUUAAGCAUUUGGAAAUUUUCUAAACCAACUGCUUGUUUUA
Molecule: messenger RNA, 1616 nt
Organism: Camellia sinensis
Lineage: Eukaryota; Viridiplantae; Streptophyta; Magnoliopsida; Ericales; Theaceae
Source: RefSeq, a predicted model, not a curated record